Motacilla alba alba is the source of this 1216-nucleotide messenger RNA. RefSeq names its product centromere protein P (gene CENPP). Gene Ontology annotation, biological process: CENP-A containing chromatin assembly. NCBI's taxonomy places the organism in Eukaryota, Metazoa, Chordata, Aves, Passeriformes, Motacillidae. The coding region runs from base 322 to 1185 and encodes 287 amino acids. The transcript has 9 exons. Gene Ontology annotation, cellular component: nucleus; chromosome, centromeric region. The record is from RefSeq and is a predicted model, not a curated record.
UCCUCUCUCAGGGCCGAGAGUCCGCGGCUGUGGUGGCUGCCGGGGCUCCCAGGGCUCCCGACUGCGCUGCUCGGACACCCGUUCCGCCCCUGGGGCACCUCUGUCACCUGCGAGUCUCGGCGCGGGUCAUUCCCGGCUCCUCGGACGAGUCGCGUUUCAGCAUCGCCCUGCGGAGGUCUGAAGGGUUUCUUCUGCAGGGAAGCAGCAGGCUCGGAACGCACCGGUUCGGUUCUCACAAACGCUCCAAAGCGCUUCCCAGCUCCUCCUGUGGCAGCAUAAAGUCAAAUACUCUGAGCUGUAAACGGGCAGUGAUUCUGAGAAAUGGAUGAGGGUCUUUUUCAAGCUUAUGAAGAUGAAAUCCAGGCACUGGAAGAAGAAAUUAGGCUGUUGACAGAAAAGUAUGAAGAUAUGCGACAAGAAUCCACCUUCUUUUCUGAUGAGGAGAUACUGAAGUCAAUAAAAUCAUUCCAAAGAGAAACUCAGGGAGAAACCAAGGAACAUGAAUCUCCAUCAGACCUGAAAGCUCAGCUUGAAAGUCUAGAAACAGAUCUCUCAUUUUUAAUGGCAUUUACUGGGUUUCAUUUCACAAGUCAUUCCAAGAAAACAGUGGAAAAAACUCGAAACAGGACGGUGCAGAAGCACAGAUUAUCAGGGAAGUGUCACUCCCUGUCUUUUCAACUGGAAUUCCAGCUUCUUGAAAUGCAGAACAAUGAGAAAGUGUCUGCUGUUGUUAGUGAUCUCAGCAUUAUAAUGGAAUCCAGAGAAGAUUCAAAUGUGAGCAAGUUUGUGUCACGCACUGAAGAAUGUGGAGAUCUUAUAACAUUUUUCAGAAGCCUUUCAACCUAUGCUGAGUGGUAUGAGCAUCGUAGACACACCUUCCUGCAUUUCAAGGCCAAGUAUCCUGACAUUGUGACCCUUCCGGAAGGACUGCUGGGAGAUUUUAUAAUUCUAAGAAACCCCAAAGUUUCUGGGUUUGAAUUGAUGAUUGUCUGGAAGAUCCAUCUGGAUGAAGAAGGGACCACUACACCUGUCCUGGACCUGCUGCCCAAAGUACCAGAGCAAGUCCUGGAGCAGAGGAUGAGGAGCGUGGAGAGCAUCCCUGGCAGCUUCCGGAGCGCGCUCCGGCUCUUCGGGAUCGAGGCAGCCAUCGAGAACCUGAUCCAAGUGCUGGGCUCAGAAAAAUGAAUGCCAGCAUUUAUUACACCAGGUAGCAAUU